Vanessa tameamea is the source of this 1331-nucleotide messenger RNA. It is a transcript of the gene fbp, whose product is annotated as fructose-1,6-bisphosphatase 1. The coding region runs from base 86 to 1096 and encodes 336 amino acids. The record is from RefSeq and is a predicted model, not a curated record. Gene Ontology annotation, cellular component: cytoplasm; cytosol. Gene Ontology annotation, biological process: sucrose biosynthetic process; fructose 6-phosphate metabolic process; gluconeogenesis. Gene Ontology annotation, molecular function: fructose 1,6-bisphosphate 1-phosphatase activity. The transcript has 6 exons. Lineage: Eukaryota; Metazoa; Arthropoda; Insecta; Lepidoptera; Nymphalidae.
AGGCAACGGCCUCGUUCAGUAUCGCGGCAUCAGCUGGACGUGCUCGCCGCUAUUUUAUUUGUGUUGAGUUUUAUUUUUCGACAUAAUGUCUCAACAAGGCCCGGCGUUUGAUGCGAACGCAAUGACCUUAACCCGAUGGGUUUUGGCUCAACAAAGAACGGCACCAGAAGCUACCGGAGACUUAACACAACUACUGAAUUCGAUACAAACAGCAGUCAAGGCUAUACAAUCCGCCGUAAGAAAAGCCGGAAUCGCAAAACUUCAUGGAAUAUCUGGCGAUACAAACGUGCAAGGCGAAGAAGUAAAAAAAUUGGAUGUAUUAUCAAAUGACCUCUUUAUUAAUAUGCUGAAGUCUUCCUUUACGACUUGCCUUCUCGUUUCUGAAGAAAAUUCUUCAGUCUUACAGGUGGAAACCGAAAGGCGCGGCAAAUAUGUGGUCUGCUUCGACCCCCUCGAUGGUUCAUCGAAUAUAGACUGUUUAGUUUCAGUUGGCUCCAUUUUUGCCAUUUACAAGAAAGUUUCUGACGGCGAACCUUCAGAGGCGGACGCUCUGAGGCCUGGCAAUCAUCUGGUCGCUGCUGGAUAUGCCCUAUAUGGUUCCGCAACUAUGAUGGUUCUGUCUAUAGGAAAAGGAAAAGGUGUAAAUGGCUUCAUGUACGACCCGUCUCUUGGAGAGUUUAUUCUAACAGACCCUAACAUGCGGAUACCAGACAAGGGCAAGAUUUAUUCUAUAAAUGAAGGAUACGCAGCAGAAUGGUCGGACGGCUUAAAGAAUUACAUAGAAGAGAAGAAGCGACCAAAAACAGGCAAAGCGUACGGCGCGCGAUAUGUUGGCUCUAUGGUAGCUGACGUACACAGGACUAUCAAAUAUGGCGGGAUUUUUAUGUAUCCCGCAACACAAUCGGCCCCUAAGGGAAAGCUCCGCCUACUAUACGAGUGCAACCCUAUGGCGUUCCUCGUGACGGAGGCGGGCGGACUGGCAACCAACGGCUCGCAGCCCAUCCUGGACAUCAAACCCACUUCCAUUCACGAAAGAGCGCCUUGCUACCUUGGAUCCAAGCUAGAUGUAGAGGAAUUGUUGAAGUUUCUCCAUUGAAAAAAAUUGUUUUGUUAAAAGUUUACGUGUUGCUACUACAUCAGCACUAAUUGAGUCCAUAUUUAUUUAAGAUAUUGUAUGCUUACACUUUAAACAUCUGGAUUAAAUGUUCCUUAUGAUUAAAGAAAUGAAAAUAUAAAUAUUGCACUAAACGAAGAAUUAAAGUAAAAAUAAAUCAUCGAGAUAAUUGUUUUGUGGAUAUCUCUAAUCUCGUAAGAUUACUGUAGAAAUGUAA